Trifolium pratense (red clover) is the source of this 609-nucleotide messenger RNA. RefSeq names its product transcription factor MYB61-like. The record is from RefSeq and is a predicted model, not a curated record. NCBI's taxonomy places the organism in Eukaryota, Viridiplantae, Streptophyta, Magnoliopsida, Fabales, Fabaceae. The coding region runs from base 1 to 609 and encodes 202 amino acids. The transcript has a single exon.
AUGGAUGAAAAUGUAUGGAAUUCUUGUUUGAAGAAGAAACUGAGGCAAAAAGGUAUAGAUCCUGUAACUCAUAAACCAUUAUCUGAUAUUGAGAAUAAUAAUGGAGAAGAAAAUUCAAAUGCAAAGAGUCAAGAAAAAGCAGCAGAGUUAUUAUUAUCAUCAAAUGAAUUGAAUCUUUUGAAAUCAGAAAGUUCAAAAUCAGAUGCAGCUUCUAAUUAUGAGCAAAGAACAUCACCAAAAGAAUAUGCAUUUGAAAUUGAAGGUUCUUGCAACAAAGAUUUUUUCAUUGACAGGUUCAUUAGUACUACUCCUCAUCAUCAUCACAAUCACAAUACAAAUUCUCAAGAUCUGAUGGGAAAUUUUCCAAUUCAGAUGAGUUAUUCAAACACUGAAAAUGAUUGUUUACCAAAUGAUUCAAACAAUCAUAAUCAUAAUUGGUUUAGCCAAACUGGAAAAACAUUUGAUAUGAAUUCUAAUGAAUUUCAUUUCAAUUCCAACACAACAACUAUGUUUCUUCCAAAUUCUUUUGAUAUUCAUUCUGACAAUGUUUCUACUGAGAUGAGAACUUACCAAACCAAACCCGAAUUUGUGAACCUUCAGAGCCCAUGA